UUGGUUUUCCUCAGAUUCUCAGGGACAAAGCCGUCACCGUCGCCGUCGAUCAUUGUUCAGCUCGGUCGCCGUCGAUCAUUGUUCAGUUCGAGACGGCCAUCCGGUUCGAUCCUCAACAUUCUUCAAACCUGAAUUCCCGCGUCCUGAAUUGUGGCAUUAGCAUCUCUUUACUAGUCUGGUCAAGACUCAUGAGGAAGAAGAAAAAGAAGGCUUCAUGGAGAUUGAUAAAUUUGGAAGGUUGUCCAGACCGACUUGGACAUGCACGUGAAGAAGCUAACACAACAACUCACCGCAUUGAAACCCCCAAAAGGAAAAUUAUGAAAAAGAAAUACACACACGUUGGGGCCUUUGAACGAGAAUCAAAUAUGAUACUUCUGUAUGUUAUAGUUGCUGAACGAGCUACGGAAGCUUUGUCGAUGGUAGGUGAAAGCAGGCGUGGGAUUGAUAUCGUGCUGACUGAAUUUGACCUCCCCGACAUGGAUGGACUCAUGUUCAUUGAGAAAGUUCUUGAAAUAAAGAAGCUACCAGUUUUCGUUUUAUCAGCAUUUGAAAGCCUUGAGGUGCAAAUGUAUUGCCUGUUAAAUGGUGCUGAGUUCUGUUAUGACAAACCCCUAAAUAAGGUCAAUGCACAGGCUCUUUGUGAAUAUAUUGUACCUAGAAGUGGUUCAUCCGCCACUUCUGAAAUUUCUUAUAACAUUUUGGAUUCACCCGUGUCUAUAAAUGCUGAUAUGCAUAUAGUAGACGAUUUGAGUCUAGAGAAUCAUGAAGAAGUUGUCGCAGAUAACUUCCUUAUGAUCUCUAAUAUGUUGGACUCCCGUCGAAGCAGUCCUCGCCAUAGGCUUCUUUGUGCAGAUGUUCAAAGUGCUGCAGCAGAUCAAUCACCCUGGACUGAAUUUGAAUUUGGAUCAGAAUGUUGUUGGAACUUUUAGGGACGAAAAUGUAAACAAAACCAUACUUAGAUUAAAGACUAGGUUUUAGGUUGGGAGGCGUCUGUUUGUGUCUGUGUCGAUGAUAUGUUUU
Molecule: messenger RNA, 1020 nt
Organism: Impatiens glandulifera
Lineage: Eukaryota; Viridiplantae; Streptophyta; Magnoliopsida; Ericales; Balsaminaceae
Product: putative two-component response regulator-like APRR8
Exons: 6
Coding region: 189-929 (246 amino acids)
Biological process (GO): cytokinin-activated signaling pathway; phosphorelay signal transduction system
Source: RefSeq, a predicted model, not a curated record